AUGGGUUGUAUUGUAAGUUCAGUCGCUUGUUGUUUUUGCAGUUCUGCUGCUAGCUUGUGCUGUGCUUGCCUACCUAGUUGCAAGUCUUCGACGUCUUCACGAAUGAUGUUUAGUAUUAUACUUAUUGUUACAAUCCUUCUUUCAGUAAUCGCUCUAAUUCCUGACGUUAAAGACAGUCUAACCAAAAUCCCUGCACUUUGUACACCUUUUAAGCUGUCUCCAUUUACGAAGGAGCAAAAAGCCGCUCUAGAUUGUGAUGCUAUUACUGGUUUCGGGGCUGUUUACCGUAUUUGUUUCGCAUCAACUAUGUUUUAUCUUGUGUUCUGUGUAAUUAUGAUCCGGGUCCACUCAUCUAUGGACUGGAGAGCGAAAUUACAAAAUGGGUUUUGGUUCUUUAAGUAUGUUUGUUGGUUUGGUUUAUUGAUUGGUGCAUUCUUCAUACCCGUGGAAGGUUUUACAAGUUUAUGGAUGUACGUCGGAAUGAUUGGUGGGAGUUUGUACAUAAUCAUACAGUUAAUUCUUCUUGUGGAUUUUGCUCACUCAUGGAAUGAGAACUGGCUAACACAGUAUGAAGAAAGUGGAGAAAAGUGUUAUGCACUAGGUCUGAUCUUCUUCACUUUUCUCUUUAAUUCAUUGUCGAUCGCUGGAAUUAUACUCCUGUUUAUCUUUUACGCAAGUGCUCCACAAUGUGGACUAAAUAAGGCUUUAAUCAGUCUUAAUCUUAUUUUCUGCUUCCUUGCAUCAGUUAUUUCAAUUUUGCCGAGAGUGCAGGAAUAUAUGCCACAGUCUGGCUUGUUACAGUCCUCGAUGAUUACUGCCUAUGUGACUUUCCUGACAUGGUCUGGUUUAACAAAUGGUCACGAUCCAGUAUGCAACCCAUCCCUAACUAUCGCAAACAGUACAAAUACACAGGAUGGUUCAGUUGUUUUGAAGUUCGAUCGACAUAUUGCUAUCGGUAUAAUAGUGCUCGUUUUUUCUGUUCUUUACUCCACCCUAAGAUCUAGUACAAAAACAUCAGCUGGAAAGUUCCUUAUUUCCGGUACAGAAGAUACAACCUUGGCAGAACAAUUUUCUAGUGCUGAUGACGACGAUGGACGUGAUGGUCAAAAAGUUAGAUCUUCCUCAGUAUGUAGUGCUUAAACUUUCUCACAGGUAAUCAAGCGAUCUGUGGCCCGCAAUAGUAAUCUUGUAGCAGUUAUGUAUAAGCAGUUGGUAGUCAACGAAAAACCUGGUGUUAGGAUAAGGAAUUCAUAACUGUGAGUUGUCUUUCUUUGUCUUCUUGUUUUACAUCGGUACUAUAUUUCCCAUUUCCCUCUACUGAAUAAUGAAAUAUCCGUGUUUGAAUAGUUGAGCUACGCGCUUCAGUUGCAUCUUACGUUGUACAAUAAAACGUGAAACCAAUUUGUAAAACUUGACGAUUUUGAUUCUCAAGGCGUAUUAGUUAAGUAAUUUCUAAUUAGGGAAUGGCGUAUGCUGAUUUGGAAGUGACAUUUAAGCAAGUGAAACAGCCAAGCUUGUUAUAAUAUAUAGUGAUCUGGAAUCCCUGGAUUGAUAGAACUCUGGUAGUUUGUAGUAAGCUAUGUGUUGUAGGGGCUUUAUUGGCUUGAUACGUCAGCAGAAAGCGAAAUGUAGGGUUUCCUGGGAAGUCAGAGAUAAUUCGGCAGUAGAUUUCGGUAAAAUGCUUAUACAUAUUAUGAUUUAAGCUUUUGUGUACUCUGAGCAUUUCAGUUUAGUUUCACAGAUAUUUGACUGCUCUUCCAUUUCCCUCUAACAACUGCCAAGCUUAAAAAUCAGAUGUUGAAGCCUAGUACAAGCUGACACAUAAAUGUAACUUAGCUUUGUCUCAAGAUUCGCUUAACUUUCUGAUGACCCAAGAGCAAUUUAGCGAAGUUUAUUGUCUCGAUCAUACUGCAGAGUAUGAAGUUAUUACAAUGUGGAAAUUGCUUAGAAAUUACUGACUUAACUACGUUUUUUGUCUUACAGUUCAAAACAACGUUCUAAAUCUUCAUACACGGAGUGAUUAGAUAUAAGCACGACAUGACGGGCCCGCGUGCACAACUCCCUGCAGUGCUGAGAGUACUACUGCGCUAUUUUGACAGGUACAUAAUACUCAGUAUGAUACUUGUAAUGCUUAGGAACCUUGCGACACGAUGAAGAAGUUUGUCAUUAGACGUGUGAUCCCAACGUACAGACAAAGGUUACGCCAAAUUUUCACACCAUUGUCUAUUCUGACUCAUCGCACCGUGACAAUUGCCAGUAUGACACUUAGUACUCCUGAAGAACACAUUUGAGUUGAGGACAGAAUAAUAUAUUUAUCAAAAUUAAAACACGAAUUUCAGCGAAGGGAUCUCUUUUCAACGAAUUUAUUAUCAAGCUGUACAAUCGUAUAUAUAUGAAAAUUUUGUUUUUGUAAAAGUACUAAUUCCGUGAGGAAAUGUGAACACAGUUAAUAAAAAAAGGGGUUAUAAUACUAGAUUACGUAAUAUGAAUAAUAACAAUAACAAUAGAUUUAGUGAUUAUAAUAAGAUGAUUAAAAUGAUUUUGAUAUAAUAAUUAAAGGUCAUAGAGGUGUACAAAAAUAAACUGAUAUGAUGAGCGUUCAUGAAUAAAACAAUGAGAAUAUAAGACAUAAGUAAAGGGGGAAUGCAGUAAUAAUAAUAAUAAUAAUAAUAAUAACAUUAAUGGUAGGAUAAUCAAACUAAUUAAGGGCAAGGUAACGAUAAGACGUACUUCUUUUGUACGCAUAGUUCUGGUUUAAGCUCCUGGAUGGCAAGAGCUUCGGCUAUUUUUAAAAGUUGUAUACGAAGAAAUCUGGGUAGAUUUGAACGAAUCAUAUAAACAACCUUAAAAUCAAUUUGUGGAUCUGUUGAAUGGUUAUAGUCGAUUAGGUGUUCAAGAAUAGAACUCCUAACUGCUUUCCUUUCACCCUUAUAGAACCAGGCUAGGAUAUGUUCUCGUAUCUGAGUUGAAAGCGAGCACUGGCUACGGCCAAUGUACCUUGCUCCACAAGAGCAGGUGAACUGGUAGAUGCACAUGGAGGCGACCAGACGCGGAAGCUUAUCUUUUAUGGAUACAGAAAAUAAGUUUCUACUAGUGAAGGAUAUUCGCAGUUUUGCCGCGUUAAAUGUUCUUCUAAUAGUUGUUGUUAGACGGUUUUUGAUUACAUCUGCUAAAAUUGGACCCAAUGGAGACCC
Molecule: messenger RNA, 3194 nt
Organism: Schistosoma curassoni
Lineage: Eukaryota; Metazoa; Platyhelminthes; Trematoda; Strigeidida; Schistosomatidae
Source: the annotation of a GenBank genome assembly